Molecule: messenger RNA, 1929 nt
Organism: Purpureocillium takamizusanense
Lineage: Eukaryota; Fungi; Ascomycota; Sordariomycetes; Hypocreales; Ophiocordycipitaceae
Exons: 3
Coding region: 1-1929 (642 amino acids)
Molecular function (GO): metalloendopeptidase activity; zinc ion binding
Source: RefSeq, a predicted model, not a curated record
AUGAAGUCUUUCCUUCUUCUCAGCCUCAUAGGACUCGCUAUUAGCGUGCAAGCCCACCCUCGGAGUCAGGAACCCAAUGAGUCGUCUCCCUCUAAGCGUGGUAUCGACCUUGAAAAGUUCCGCCUUCCUCAGGUCUCCGAGUAUACGUCCUCGUCGAGUGUUAAGACUGAUAGCUCAGUUGCCUCCAUCAAUAAGCGCGGCGACUAUCUUGAAACCGCCAAGGAGCUGGUGAAGACUAUUGCUUCCGGUGCUGAAUACCGCCUGGUCAAUGACCACUACGUCAGCUCUGACGGCAUUGCCUUCGUACACUUCAAGCAGACCCUAUACGGCAUUGACAUUGAUAAUGCCGACUUUAACGUUAACGUUAAGGACGGCAAGAUUCUCUCAUAUGGCAAUAGCUUUUUCAAGGGCGACGCGCCUAAAGAGAAUCUUAAUAAGGAUGACUUCUCUGACCCCGUGGCUGCCCUCAAGGGCGCCAUCAAUACACUCGAUUUAGGAAUACCGAUCCAAAACGGAAAGGCCGAGGCUAAAGAUGACAAGAAGCACGAGUUUACUAUUAAGGGCAUUAAGGGCGCCUUUAGUGACCCUAACGCCAAGCUCGUCUACUUUCAGCAACAGAAUAAAAAGCUAUUUUUAGCCUGGAGAGUCGAGAUCGUUAUCAAGGAUUACUGGCUCCUAACCUACGUUGAUGCGUUUAACACCAAGACUGUAUACGGUGUUGUUAACUACGUGGACGAUUUAGCCACAUACAAGGUCUACCCUUGGAACGUAAACAAUCCAGCCGAGGGCCAGCGAAGCUCUCUUAAGGACCCUUGGAACCUAGCAGCAUCGCCUUUUACGUGGAAUGGUGCGGGCAAAGAAUUUUUUACGACGACUAUGGGCAAUAACGCCGUUGCGCACGCGAACCCUUCUGGUGGUAAUGAUAUCACGAAUCUCUACAGACCUACUAGCCCUAGUAGAAUGUUUGUAUACGAAUACUCGCCUUUGGAAUCCAAUAACGAAGCCUACCGAGAUGCGUCUAUCACACAGCUCUUCUAUACUGUCAACAAGUACCACGAUCUACUAUAUAUCCUUGGCUUCGACGAGAAGGCCGGUAACUUCCAGCUUAAUAACAACGGCAAGGGUGGCCUCGACAAAGACUUCGUUAUGCUCGAUGCUCAAGACGGGUCGAGCACUAAGAAUGCCUAUUUUAUCGCGCCCCCUGACGGCGAGAUGGCCCGCAUGGGGAUACAAAUGUGGACUAAUUCCAUGCCGGCGCGCGACGGCUCGUUUGAUACUGAUAUCGUGCUCCACGAGUACACUCAUGGCCUGUCUAGCCGGUUGACUGGCGGCCCUAGUAACGCUGGCUGCCUUGACGGUCUCGAGUCUAGCGGCCUGAACGAAGGCUGGUCCGACUUUAUGGCUAUAGCGGUCCGAAUUAAGGCUACUGAUAAUCGCCAUAAGGACUAUACUAUUGCCUCGUGGGCCGCUAAUAAGCCUCGAGGCAUCCGCGGCUACCCCUACUCUACUAGCAAUGUUACCAACCCAUUUUUAUACUCCGACAUUAACAAACGGAAAGAGAGUCACUAUAUAGGAACCAUCUGGGCAACUAUCUUAUAUGAGGUUAUCUGGAACCUUAUUGAGAAGCAUGGCAUUACCGAUAAGGACUUCCCUGAGUUCGACUCUGCCGGCGUUCCUAAGGAUGGCCGCUACCUUGCUAUGAAGCUCAUUAUGACCGGCAUGGCCAUCCAGCCUUGCAACCCAGGCAUGGUCGCCGGGCGCGACGCCAUUAUUGAUGCAGAUAAGGCUCUUACUCAAGGGGCCAACCAGUGCGCGCUAUGGCAGGCAUUUGCGAAGCGUGGUCUCGGCGACGGCGCAAAGUUUGCCGGGGGGUUAUUUCGCACGCCUCGGCCUGUCGAUAGUUUCAAUGUUCCUAAGGGCGUUUGCUAA